This is a messenger RNA of Nanorana parkeri, 6386 nucleotides long. It is a transcript of the gene HDAC4, whose product is annotated as histone deacetylase 4. The record is from RefSeq and is a predicted model, not a curated record. Gene Ontology annotation, biological process: chromatin organization; negative regulation of transcription by RNA polymerase II. Bases 147 to 3350 code for a protein of 1067 amino acids. Gene Ontology annotation, molecular function: histone deacetylase activity. Gene Ontology annotation, cellular component: histone deacetylase complex. The transcript has 26 exons. Lineage: Eukaryota; Metazoa; Chordata; Amphibia; Anura; Dicroglossidae.
ACGUUUGGAAGUCCUUCCCAGUGGCUUCAUGUUGACAAUCUUGGAUUUCCUUUGCCACAAAGUGGUUCUUUCAUGUCCUUUUGCUUAGCAAACUUUCCGGCUCCUGGAUCUGGUUGUAAUUUCUUGAAGAAUCCUCUUGGCCUGACAUGAGCUCCCAGAUUCAUCCAGAUGGAAUAUCUGAUCGGGACCAACCAGUGGAGCUUAUAACACAGACUCGUGCCAAACACAUGCCAAGCACUGUUGAUGUUUCUGCUGCGCUGCCACUUCAGGUGGCCUCUGGCACCCUUCCUAUGGACCUUCGGCUGGAUCCUCAGUAUCCUCUCCCAGGGACAGACACUAGUGGGAGGGAGCAACAGCUGCAGCAAGAACUGAUGACACUAAAGCAGAAGCAGCAAAUACAGCGGCAGCUCCUUAUAGCAGAGUUUCAAAGACAGCAUGAACAGCUGUCAAGACAACAUGAAGCCCAGCUACAUGAACAUGUAAAGCAACAACAAGAGCUCCUGGCCAUGAAACAUCAACAGGAGCUUUUGGAGCACCAGAGAAAGUUGGAACAGCAUCGGCAGGAGCAAGAAAUAGAGAAACAGCAGCGGGAGCAGAAACUGUUACAGCUGAAGCAUAAGGAAAAGGGAAAAGAAAGUGCUGUUGCAAGCACUGAAGUUAAAAUGAAGUUACAAGAGUUUGUUCUGAACAAAAAGAAAGCCCUUGCUCACCGUAGCCUAAAUCACUGCAUGUCUAGUGACCCUCGCUUCUGGAAAACUCAGCAUAGCUCCCUGGACCAGAGUCCACCACCUCAGGGAGGGGUAUCUGGGUCAUACCACCAUCCUGUCUUGGGAAUGUAUGACUCAAAGGAUGACUUCCCCCUAAGAAAGACAGCAUCUGAGCCCAAUCUCAAGUUACGUUCCAGACUGAAGCAGAAGGUUGCAGAGCGCAGAAGCAGCCCUCUCCUAAGAAGGAAAGAUUGCCCUGGAGUGACUACUUUGAAGAAGCGUCCUAUGGAUAUGUCUGACUCUGCUUGCAAUAGUGCACCUGGUUCUGGCCCUAGUUCCCCCAACAACAGCUCAAGCAACAUCACCACUGAGAAUGGCAUUGCUGGUCCUUUGGGCAUCCAAUCGGAGGCUGCUCUGGCUCAUAGACUGGCGAGCAGGGAAGGCUCUGUGACCCAGCUCCCUCUCUAUACCUCACCCUCUUUACCCAACAUAACUCUGGGACUGCCUGCCAGUGGAUCUGCUAAUGGUGCUUCUGGACAAGAGACUGAGCGCAUUUCCCUUUCUACUAUCCAACAGCGACUUUCUUUGUUUCCUGCUGCACACCUCACUCCUUACCUUGGUUCUGAUGCAGCAACUUCUCAUAAUUCACUUUUGCAACAUAUGGUCCUGCUAGAGCAGCCCAAUGCACAGAGCCCAUUGGUUUCAGGGUUGGGAGCACUCCCUCUUCACUCCCAGUCUUUAGUGUCCAGUGAUCGGGUUUCCCCCACAAUCCACAAGUUACGUCAGCACCGCCCAUUGGGCCGAACACAGUCUGCACCUCUGCCUCAGAACUCUCAUGCCCUGCAACACAUGGUCAUCCAGCAGCAGCACCAGCAGUUCCUCGAAAAGCACAAACAGCAGUUUCAACAGCAGCAGAUACAUCUUAAUAAGAUGAUUCCUAAAGUAAAUGAGGUUUCACGACAACAUGAAAGCCACCCCGAGGAGACCGAGGAAGAGCUCCGUGAACACCAAGCAUUACAUGAAGAGCCAUAUAAUGUAGAACAUGCAUCCGAGCAAAAGGAGCAAAGCCUUUGCAGUAUUGUGCAUGUAAAGCAGGAGAGGGAAGAGAGUGAGGAUGAAUCAAAUACACAUGAGCUAGAGCAGAAUACAUUACACACUGACCAGGAUCUGUUGUUCAGACAGCAAACACUACUACUUGAACAGCAGCGAAUUCAUCAGCUGAGGAAUUAUCAGGCCUCCAUGGAAGCUGCUGGAUUAAUAAUACCUUUUAGUGGGCACAGGCCGCUAUCCAGGGCACAGUCUUCACCAGCCUCUGCCUCUUUUCCCAUGUCCGUUCAGGAAACUCCCACUAAGCCCAGGUUCACUACAGGUCUUGUGUAUGACACCUUGAUGCUUAAACAUCAGUGUAUCUGUGGAAACACAAAUAUCCAUCCAGAGCAUGCUGGCCGAAUUCAGAGCAUCUGGUCCAGGUUGCAAGAGACUGGUUUAAGAAGCAUGUGUGAGUGUAUACGUGGCAGAAAAGCCACUUUGGAGGAGUUGCAGACUGUCCAUUCUGAAGCUCAUGCUCUGCUCUAUGGCACCAACCCUUUGAAUCGACAAAAACUGGAGGGAUCUUUGACCUCCAUGUUCGUUCGUCUCCCAUGUGGCGGGGUUGGGGUUGACAGUGAUACAAUCUGGAAUGAAGUUCAUUCUUCUGGAGCUGCCCGUCUAGCAGUGGGGUGUGUGGUGGAACUUGCCUCAAAGGUUGUGGCAGGGGGGUUAAAGAAUGGCUUUGCUGCGGUCCGCCCUCCUGGUCAUCAUGCUGAAGAGAGCACACCUAUGGGUUUCUGUUACUUCAACUCUGUCGCAGUUACAGCAAAGCUCCUUCAACAAAGAUUUAACGUGGAGAAGACAUUGAUAGUGGAUUGGGAUGUGCAUCAUGGAAAUGGUACCCAGCAGGCUUUCUAUAGUGAUCCUUCUGUCCUUUAUAUAUCAGUCCAUCGCUAUGAUGAUGGAAACUUCUUCCCAGGAAGUGGGGCUCCUGAUGAGAUUGGAAGCAGUGCUGGUGCGGGUUUUAAUGUGAAUGUGGCUUUUACUGGAGGACUGGACCCGCCUAUGGGGGAUGCAGAGUACUUGGCUGCAUUCAGGACUGUGGUGUUGCCAAUAGCUCGUGAAUUUUCUCCAGAUGUUAUCUUGGUGUCUGCAGGGUUUGAUGCUGUGGAAGGACAUGCCUCUCCUCUAGGAGGGUACCAGGUAUCGGCCAAAUGUUUUGGAUAUCUGACAAAGCAGCUUAUGGGGUUGGCUGGAGGUCGUAUUAUUCUGGCACUUGAAGGAGGUCAUGACUUGACAGCAAUUUGUGAUGCUUCUGAAUCUUGUGUAUCUGCUCUACUAGGUAACGAGUUAGAGCCGAUUUCAGAGUCUGUGCUACAACAGAGACCAAAUAGCAAUGCGGUGAACUCUUUGGAGAAAGUCAUUCAGAUACAAAGUGAAUACUGGCCAUGUUUGCAUAAUGUUUCUUCUACAGUCUCCUAUUCUCUUGUCGAGGCACAGAAAUGUGAGAAUGAAGAAGCCGAGACAGUGACAGCGAUGGCAUCCCUGUCUGUGGAUGUCCGUCCAGAGAGAAGAACAGAGGAUGAGCCGAUGGAUGAAGAACCCCCUCUGUAGCAGAGGGACUGGUCAUUGUCUGUUGUUUGAUUCCAUAACUUUGUUGGAGGUCGAGCCCUCCAAUUUCUCCGCCUGUGCUCUGUCCCCAGGAAGACGAGCAGCAACAUGGAUGUAAAGAACUAUGUGUACAUGACAUCCACAGACCCGCAAAGCGAGGCACGCUGUGCUCUGCGCGGCCAUACUGUGCCGUUCUUGGUUACAGCAGGCACUGCUCCACCAGGAGCCACUGGCAGCUCUUGCCAAAAAUCUUAUUUUCUUUCAUGGUUUUUAACAGAGACUAAUUCAAAGAAAAACAAGGAUCAUAAGUGACCUCUUUUGGGGGCCUCGUAAACCGUUUUGGUGCUUAAACACUCUGCAGAUUUACAAAGAGUCUGUGUGCGCUGAAGGGAGGGUGGCCGUGCUGUACGGACACUUGUGUAAACCACUCGGUUUAGCCUGUUUCUUGGACAUUUCUCUCUUACAGGGGAGUUAUACAGUGGGUGGAAGAUAUCCUCUGAAGCCUGUUAUUACUAGGACAGACUUUUCACUCUGCAAGAGAAACAGGAGGAAGGAUUGUGCCUUGUCCAUGGUUGGAAUACAUUUUUUCCAUUUGAAUGGUUUAUUCCUUUAUUGUUUCUUAAGUGUGAAGGACUUGCCUUAAAAUUGAAACACAACCAACAGAAGAUGUUUGGAGUCAUAAUACAGAAACCCUUGUGUCCUCUCUUGCUGUGAAGUGGAGUGUUGAUGACUAGCAACAGUCGUCUUUUUUAAUUUUUUGUUCUCCCCGUUUUUUUAUUUUUUAUUUCUCUAAACCAAGUUGCAUGUCGUAUAUGUACGAUCAAUGGACUGUCUCCUCCACUCAUGACCUGGGCUUUCCAAGCAAAACUUGAACCACAAAUGAGAAUUUGUAGGUAGAAUUCUACCAAGUGGAGAUAGAGGAUUAUGGCCUCUUACCGUGCAGGAAGCAUGUCCGGGCCUGCCUGCUCAUUUUUUUUAAAUGGCUGUUGGUUUUUUUUUAUUUUAUUUUUAUUAUUCUGUGUAAAAUUGAACCAGAUUGCAGGCAAACAGUACAUUUCCAGUUCCCAUUUCAAUUUUUGAUUUGUUAUUUUUGAUUUAAAGUUUAUACAUGUGUUUAUAUUUUUGUAAUAUAUUUUCUCAUGAUGACUACAAUUUUUUUAAUUUUUUUUUUUCAAAGAGCAUUUUUUUUUUUUCUAAGAGUCUUUCAGGGGAUUAUUUUAGAUUCCAUUUGAUAUCCUCUGAUCUUCCCACCGAGACUUCCUAUAUGUAUCCUUUAUAUGGGGGUGGUGACAACGGCAAUGUCCUUAUUGCAACUAAACUAUUGAAAGGACAACCAUAAAGACUCUUCUGAUUGUAUCUUUGUAACAGGUACCUCUUACCUCACUUGUUUCCAGAUCAGAAAGAGCUGUUAAUAGGACUUUAAUUACUUUAAGGAGACCAAUAAUGUACUGUAUGUGGGCCUUGCUCCUGGGAUUGCAUGGAGGGAGCAGGGUGCGCUCAGUCUUGGAUAUAACCUCAAUAUAGCACUUAUUAUCCAUGCUGAGAGUUGUGGCUGAAUUUCCAGCAGCAUGUGACUCGCACCCAUUGCCUAACAGAUUCCUAGGGUGAACACCAUCACUGUUAAGGGAACAGCAUGUUACUGCCUUUUGGCAGUUUUACUUGUUCCCUGGCAGCUUGAAUUUGGCUGCAUUUUGAGUGGUUUUUCUAGGGGCUGUGCUGCAGGCUGCACCUUGACAUAUGUUGUUUCCUGUACUGGCAACACAUGGUGUGUGUUGGAGUAAUAGCCAGGGGGUUUGUGGAACCCCCCCUCUUUCCCCUUCCUCUGAGUGUUGGGACCCUCACAUUGUGCCCUUACUGUGUAUAUAUAUUAUUUUUUUUUCAUUGUCAUUUUGUAACUACACUACAGCCUGUGACUGCACAAAACAGCACCGCACUGCACCAAACGGUCUCUUUAUUUCCUGUCACACUGUGUGUGUUUUUUGCAGUCCCAUCCUCCCCAUCACACGCUCCCAGUUUUCUGCAGUCCGACUUUCAAUCUAUUUGCAGACUUUUUGCAUCCUUUAAUCAUGUAUUUGUACUCUUGACACUCUAUUCUGGAAUUUUAGAAUUUUGGGUCUUGACUUGGUCUGUAAUUUGGCAAAUAAUCAGCAACUGCAUGUUUAGUGCUUUCCUAAGGCAUGUACACAUAGCAGCAGGUAUAUGCCCUGGACCUGCUUUGAAAGGUGCAUACAUGAUCAUAUCAUUUUUAUUUUGCGAUACCUGUUUUUUCAGCUGAGUGUUUCAAUUUUUGUAUAAAGUUCUAGUGAAAUUGGACUUUAUAGUGUUCUAGAAGUUAUCAUUGUGACCCUAAAGUCAAAACUGAAAAAAGUCUAGGUAGUCCACCUUCAUUCAUAAGGCACCUUUCAGAGCAUGAUAUGUUGGUUACUAUAGUGUCAAAGUACCCUUUAUAGCAUGAGAAGUGGGACAUAGCUUGCCAUAUUGGCUGAGUCUUUUGGUUUCUUCAGUUAAGCUGCAAUUGGAAAAGUAGGAUGGUUUCUCUGGUGAAGAUGGAGGUACAGUUGGGACAGAUGUGUUUCGAAUAUUACUGUUUUCACUAUGAAUUUUCAUUCCUUGUGUGAAUUAUUAUUUCUCUUUAUUAAAUAUAUAAAUAGCCUGCACACUCUACCAUCCCACUCAUUCCAUGUUUUCCACGGUAUAUCAUUUUGUGUGUGCAAGGGAGGGGCCACACUCCUAUUUCUGGGCAUUGACCUCCCUAUAAAGAAAAUUUUAAAAAAUAUAUAUAUAUAAAGAUAAUUAUAUAUUAAAAAAUAUAUAUGAAUCUAUUUUUCUAGAUUUUACUAUAUACUUUUGAGGUUGCAUGAAUCAAGCACAGCUCGUCCUAUACUGUGUAAAUGGGCAAGCUGCUGUGCUGGGCAGAAAGAAUGUUGGCAGGGGAUCUAAUAUGCAGUUCAUCCUCUGAGCCUCAUAUUGUGAAGGACACUUUUUUUUUUUUCUUUUACAUGGAUCAAUCUCAAAGUAUUAUGUUAGGCUGAGAGUGCG